This is a messenger RNA of Adineta ricciae, 729 nucleotides long. The record is from the annotation of a GenBank genome assembly. NCBI's taxonomy places the organism in Eukaryota, Metazoa, Rotifera, Eurotatoria, Adinetida, Adinetidae.
AUGUAUCUACUUAGCAGUCUUUGUAUAAUAAUUUAUGGUAUUGAUGUGAUUGAUUCUGCAGAUGUGAUUACAUUUUCUGCAACAUUCUUCAAUACUUCAACUAUAACAAAUGAUAGUGUUACUCUCAACGUCGAAUUAUCCAAUUGUACUAUUCCAUGUUCCUGCCAUGUUCAGACAAAUAAAACAGGCAAUUUCGAACCUGUCAAAUUUCAUUCGACUACUUCGAAAGGUUAUGUUACAAUUAACAACUUACAAACAUAUACAAUGUAUUCUUUUGAUCUCAACUGUUCCGAAGUGAUUUAUAUAAAAACGUAUACAAUACGUACAGAUGUUUCACGACCAUCGCCCCCCAAUCAGAUUCAUAUUACACUCAUCAAACAACGGUUACGAUUGACAUGGACGCCACCAAAAUUACCAAAUGGUCCUAUUGAUACUUAUCGUAUAACAGUUGAUGGAAAUGACAAGAAACCGUAUUUACCUAACACCGAGUUGUUCUAUGAACUCAACGAAGAUUACAUCUUUGGCGUUACUCAUACGAUGAAUGUGCGUGCUUGCAAUACAGACAGUCAACAGCGUGUAUUGUGUUCGAAUGCUAGAGAUGCUGAGAGCUCGUUUGUUGAGAACAAAACUAAUAUAGAUACAACUGUAGCAACAAUCGAUUCGAAAUCCGUUCGUUCUAUACCGUUUGUUCUCAUGUAUGUCAUUCAAUCGGUAAUCUUCACUUUCUGA